AUGAAAAAAAAUGAAUAUUUGGUUCAGAUAGCUGUGAUUGAAGCUAGAGAUCUAGCAGCCAAAGAUUCCUCUGGUUCAUCUGAUCCUUUUGUUAAAAUCACUGUUGGCAAUCUUCCAACCUAAGUAAGUACUGCAAAAAUGAAAGCCACCACAGCGGUAUUUAAUUAAGUAAAAUAUUUUAAAAUCAUAGAAUUUCACUUUCGAGGGUUUAAGAAUGUCAGAUGUGGAUUUUGAAAAUUUUGAAGCAAAAAUAGAAAUGUAUGAUUAAAACUAAUUUUUUCAAAAUGAGUUAAUUGGAAUUCAUUCAAUUGGAUUAGCAACUCUUUAUCGAAAUCCUUCUCAUGAAAUUUACAACUCAUGGCUGAGACUUACACAUCCAAAAGAAGUAAAUAAAGUGUAAGGAUAUAUUUUGAUUUCUGCAUACAUUAUUGGAUAAAAUGAUGCUCCUCCUGUUCAUGAUGCCAAUGAAAAUAAUGUUGAAGAUGAGCCAGAUCCUUUUGGAGGUGUUCCAGAUGAUCAGUUAACAGGAGAAUAACUUUAAUAAAGAAGAGAAAAUUAAAAGAAAAUUGCAAUGGUUUGCAAACCAAUGCCUUAUACAAAACUUGCUUAAUUAAUGGUUAACAUAGUAAAAGCUGAAGAUUUACCUAUUCUUAAUGGGACAACAAUUGACAGUUUUAUCUCUGUAAGGGCUAAUGGCAUAACAUAAAUUACAAGUGUUUUAAAAAAUUAAUAAAAGCCAUAAUAUAGAGUUAGAAUGAUGUUUCCAAUUAAUUUUCCUUUAUAAAACGAUAAAAUUAUAAUAAGAGUUUGGGAUAAAAGAGUUUGUAUGGCAGAUACAUUUAUAGGUUAGAUACCGGAAUUUCCUUCAGAAAAUGAUUUUUUUAAUAUUACUUAUCUGUAAAGUAAGGGAGGAGUUUUACCAUUUAGAUGGUUUUCACUCUACGGAAUUCCUACUAAUGAAAGACCAUCAACAUAUGAAUCAAAUGUUUUAGGUUAUAAGAAAAAUCCAAGAGGAACUUGCUAUAUGGGUAGGGUUUUGCUAUCUUUAAAUUUAACACCAUCUGAAAAGCCUGAAAAAAUUGUUUAACCAUUAGGUAUCUAUCGUGAACCAGCCAUUGAAAGAUUUAUGUUAAGAUUGGAUACUUACGAAGUGAACUAAGCAAAAGAUCUUGAUGAAUUUAUCUUUAUUAGAGUAAGAGUUGGAAAAGAGUAUUUUGAUUCUUCAGAAGCUGACUGCAAAUCUCCAGGACAAUUUGUUUGGAGAAAUAAAGUAAUUCUUAAGGCCUGGGAAGUUGAAGUUCCAAAGAAUCCAAGUGAAUAGACAGAUAUAUUUGUUGAACUAAUGAAUAAAGAAAAGAAAAGGGUUGCUUAUAUUAGAGUUAUUGCUACAAGUCCAGAUUUAACAAAUGAUAAACCUUAAUGGUAUGAAUUUAAGGACUUAAAACUUAAAGGAGAACAAGAAGGAGUGCAUAGUUAUGUUUUGAUGAACCUACUUUUUGGCUAAAUUAAUAUUAUCUCCUAAAUCCCUAAAAUUAUUGUUAAAAAGAAUAUGGUAUUACCAUAUAUUUGUAAAAUUUAUCUUUAUUGUGGUUUUGAUUUCUGCCCUGAUAAAGUUCAUAAUGAAAUUUCCUUAAGUUAUGAAAUUAGAAUAGCAAAUCAGGUUUAUAAAUCCGAAUAAAAUAAAAAUAGUAAAAAUCCUAUUUGGAAUGUUUGUAUAAGAAUUCCAGUAAGUAUGGAAUAAAAUUUGGAAUUUGUAUCUAAUUUGGUGAUAUCCUUUUUCAAUCAUAAAGAGUAAAAAUUUCAAUUUUAACUAGACCUAUUGGAUAAGCAAAUGUUUCAGCAAUAAACUGUAGAGUAUCUGAAGAAGAAAUAAUUUAACCAAUAUAUUAAAUUUUUCAUAUUCUUCAAAAUGGCAAAUCAAAAGGAAGAAUAAUUCUUGGUGUGACAUUGUAAAGAAAGAAAAAAAAUGAUAAAAUUGACCCUAAAAUUAGCAUAUCUGAAAUCAUAACCCAAUUUAAAGAGUAUAAAGUGGUUUUUCCAGUUUAUGCUAUUAGAUCGUUACCUAAAAAACUUAGGAAAGCACAGCUUUUCGCAAGAAUAUCAAAUCCAAACUAAGAUUCAGUUGAAAAUGUAGAUUCAUAUUUAUAAGGAGAUGAAGAGGAAACAAGAUUUAGUCCUGGAUAUACAGAUCCAAAUUUUUUAAAAUUAUUGAUCUUGGAUAUUUAAUUGCCAGAGAAUCCACUUCUAAUGCCUUAAUUAAAUGUAGAGAUAUAUAGUAAAGAAAGUUUAUCUCAAAAAUAUUACUUUUCAAUUCCAUUAUAUAAUCAUUACCCAGGAUUAGAUUAAAAAACUUACAACAAAUUAAAUUCAUAUUAUUAUGCUACUUUAGAAAGUGGAAUGUUGAGUGCAAAUGUUCCUCCUCCAGAUUUAACACCUGAAAUUGAUGAAAAUUAAACAGAAGAACAAGAACAAGAGGAUUAAGAAGAACCAAAAACAAUAUUUACAAAAAAAUCAAUAAAACCAAGCAUAAAAGAAAAAUAAUCAACAAAGUCAAAGUAAUCAACCAAAUAAAAAACUGAAGUUUUAGCUUAAAAAUUAGAAAAGUCUAGUGAUGUGAUUUAAAAAAGAAUGCGAACAAGAGGAAUAGAAAAUGCUUAUGUUUAAGAUGAAAUUGUUUUGGUUCUUGAUGAUGAAGAUGUGUUACGAGAAUAAUUAUUAAAAAAAGAGAAAUAAGCAAAACUAACUAAACUAUUAAAAACAUUACCAAAACCUUUAAACACUGAAUUAAAUAAAUAAUUUUUAAAAAAGGCCAUUUUAGAACAAAUCUUUAAAAUACAAGAUUUAGAAACAUAUUUUACUGAGAGAGCAAUAGAAAUGUCUGAUGAUGGUAUUGAUUAUGGUAGACCAAUAAUAAAAGGUUAAUAUGAUUCCGAGAUUUAAAAGGGGCUUCCAUUUUAAAGAUAUAAAAUAUAUGAAUUAAAUAAGAAUGCAUCUGGAUAAGGUUAAGAAACUACUGCAAUUUUAAAAGCAGAUGUCAAAUUAAUUAAUAUAAAUACAUUUAAAUAGACAGUUAAAUAAUAAUAAUAAUAAAAUGAUGAAAAGAAAACUAAGAAAGCUGAAUUAAUAGAAAAAGCAGAAUAUGUCAAAAGAUUAAGAUCAGCUGAUUAUCCUUUUGAUUUUUUUGAUCCAGUUUUUCAUGAUUAUUUGAAAUAGCAAUAAUUUAGAUGUAAAGUGAGAGUUUACAUAUAUAGAGGUUUGAGCUUAGCUGCCUAAUCAGAAAAUAUUGAUGCUUAUCAUUAUAUGGCAGGAGAAUAAUCAAGAAACUCUGCAAAUCCUUAUCUUGAAAUUGAAGUUGGAGAACCUGGAGCUGAUCCAGGAGAAUUUGUUAAAAAAGUAUCAGAUCCUGAUAAAUUUAUUUAAAACACUCUUAAUCCAACAUUUUUAAGAUCAUUUGAAUUAGAUGCAAUUCUUCCUUAAGAUUGUUUUCUUCAUAUAAGAGUAUUUAAUAAAGGAGGAUUAACAAAUAAACUUAUAGGUGCAGUUAAAAUUGAUAUUGAAGAUAGACUUAUGGGUGAAAAGAAAUUAAAAUCAAGACUUUCAUGUGAAGCAUAUAAAGAUUACUUUUUAAAUGAUUUAGAAAGAUUGAAAUAUACUGAAAAUGCUGAUGAUAUUAAAUUAAGUUAUUAAGCUGAAAUUGCAAAUCUCACUUAAAAAAUAGAAUCUAUAACUACACUAGAAAUUCCAGUUGAAUAUUAAUAAUUAAGACAUCCAGAUAAACUAGUUUCUUAGGGUUAAUUAGAAAUGUUUGUUGAAGUACUUCCAUUAGAAGUUUCUCGUUUAAUACCUCCAGCAUUAUUAGUAGAAAGGUUACCUUAAGAAUAUGAAGUUAGAUUAAUUGUUUGGGAAACUUUUAAUAUACCAUUAAAUCCUAUUAAAAAAGCUGUUGAUAUCUUUGUUAGAUGUGUUAUGGAUUCCUCAGCUACUGGUACAGGACAAGAAAUUUUUAAGGAAACUGAUACACAUAUGGGAAGUACAGAUGGAAAUGGAGAAUUUAAUUGGAGAAUGAAGUUUAAUUUUAAAACACCUUGUUAAUUUCCGAGAAUGAAAAUUAGUGUUCAUGAUUUUUCUGUUUUUGGUGCUAGUCCAAUAAUUGGAGAGGCAACUAUAAGUUUAAAAAGGUAUUAUAAUUUAUAUUAUCAGAGUAUUAACAGUUAUGAAAACUUAAGCAAUUUAUGAAAUGGCUCCUACUUAAAUUAAAUUAAGUUUAGCUAAAGAGCCAGAUGUAGAAAAAGGAACUGUCAUGUUAUAGAUGACAAUCUUAUAAAAAAGUAUGGCUGAAGCUAAACCUGUUGGCGAAGCUUAAGAAGAGCCAAAUAUUGAUCCCUUUUUAAAAAAACCCACUGAAGGUAGAGGUUUAGGAGCUUUUUUUAAAGGCAUUGGAAUACCAUGGGGAAUGAUAUGUAAAUAAGCUUGCAUGAUUUUGCUACCUAUGUUUAUUUCAGCUUUGGUUUCUUUUAUACUUUUUGUUAAACCAGGUAUUUUAAUGCCUCCGACACCAGGAGCUUGA
Molecule: messenger RNA, 4567 nt
Organism: Paramecium sonneborni
Lineage: Eukaryota; Ciliophora; Oligohymenophorea; Peniculida; Parameciidae
Source: the annotation of a GenBank genome assembly